Molecule: messenger RNA, 501 nt
Organism: Drosophila subobscura
Lineage: Eukaryota; Metazoa; Arthropoda; Insecta; Diptera; Drosophilidae
Product: coiled-coil-helix-coiled-coil-helix domain-containing protein 1
Exons: 2
Coding region: 87-449 (120 amino acids)
Biological process (GO): mitochondrial translation
Cellular component (GO): mitochondrion; nucleoplasm; mitochondrial ribosome
Molecular function (GO): RNA binding
Source: RefSeq, a predicted model, not a curated record
AAGUGUUGUAAAACACACAUACACGUGUUUGACGUAACCGGCACAGCUGACUGAAUUGAAAGACGAAGAAAACGCAUAUUAUUGAAAUGCGCGUACCCGGGGCCCUCUAUGCCGCACGUGGCAGAACGCCGCAGAAGGAGAAGGAUGUGCCAUUCCAAGAGAUUCUGCCCCUGCGCCUGAAGAACACGGUGAGCGGCAAGGCGGAUUCCGGCUCGGAUGUGGCAUGUCUGCAGGAGAUGGGCGUACUCUUCGCCUGCAUGAAGGACAACGAGUUUGUGGAGAAGUACUGCGACAAGGAGAUCCAGAAGUUUCAGAACUGCUUCAAGUGCUACAUGGACCGCAAGUUCGAGGCCAAGAAGACCAUCAACCAAGGCGUCGUUCAGCCGGGCAACAACCUCAACUACAAGCAGCUGAACAAGUAUAUGCGUCGCUUCCCCAAUCCCCUCUAGACUAGAACAGACUGUUGAGCCAUUUAAUAAUACACAAACUAUUUACAAAGUA